Debaryomyces fabryi is the source of this 1089-nucleotide messenger RNA. Its product is annotated as 2-dehydropantoate 2-reductase. The coding region runs from base 1 to 1089 and encodes 362 amino acids. Gene Ontology annotation, biological process: pantothenate biosynthetic process. NCBI's taxonomy places the organism in Eukaryota, Fungi, Ascomycota, Pichiomycetes, Serinales, Debaryomycetaceae. The record is from RefSeq and is a predicted model, not a curated record. Gene Ontology annotation, cellular component: cytoplasm; mitochondrion. Gene Ontology annotation, molecular function: 2-dehydropantoate 2-reductase activity; NADP binding. The transcript has a single exon.
AUGGCAAGCAAUCCAAAAGUAUAUGUUUUGGGUGCUGGAUCUAUGGGAUCUUUGGUUGCACAUGAAAUGGCUUCCAAAUAUCCAAAUGCAUUGCAGAUGAUCCUACUCUUCAAGACACAGGGAAGACUAAAUAAUUUUGUGAACAACAACUCUGAACUAGUGGUGGUGAAACCUAGAGGGCCGAAUAUAUUUACUUCUACAUCACAACUUGCUGCUGGACGAUUUCCACCAAGAUUGAAAGAUGGAAAACCAGCACCAAUCAACAAUUUAAUAAUUUCGACAAAAACGUACCAAACCAAAGCAGCAUUAGAACCAUACAUACCAAAUUUAAGUUCAAGUUCUAACAUAUUAAUACUUCAGAAUGGGAUGGGAAUGGCUCAACAUUUAACCGAUACAUUUUGGCCUAAUGAAUCUAAUAGACCUAAUAUAUUGCAAGCAAUCAGUACCCACGGAGCUUACAAGACAGCACCAAAUGUUAUCCACCAUGUUGGUCAAGGAAAGCUCACCAUAGCCCAAAUUCCAAGGAAAUUAGACAUUCAAAAACCGGAAUUGGCGGAAAACGAAUUACCUGAAUUUAUUAAAUUAUUACUACAAACUGAAGAAUUAAAUGCAAGUUAUCUGCCAUAUAAAGCAUUCCUUUUGGUACAAAUGGAAAAAUUAAUAGUAAAUGCUUGUAUAAAUCCUUUGACAGCAAUACUUGAUUGCUUUAAUGGUGAUUUGCUUUAUGGUACAAAAAUAGUUCCGAUUAUGAAGCGAGUCAUAAAUGAAGCAGUUCAAGUGUUCAAGGCUGAAUACAAACUCUUAAAGAAUAUUCCGGAAGCAAACAGCUUUUUGAAUGAUGAUAGGUUAUUAAAUACUGUGUUCGAAAUUUGUAAGACAACAUCACAAAAUAGUUCAUCAAUGAGAGAAGAUAUCAGAAGCUUGAACAAUACAGAAAUUGACUGGAUCAAUGGCUAUAUAGUUGGAUUGGGUUACCAACACAAGAUUCCGACACCAACUAAUAAAAUGAUAAGUUCCAUGGUCAAAAAUAAAUUAAGCAUUGACAGAUCAUUGGAAUCAACUGCAACUAAUCGAGCAUUAAAAGCGUAA